Molecule: messenger RNA, 537 nt
Organism: Paramecium tetraurelia
Lineage: Eukaryota; Ciliophora; Oligohymenophorea; Peniculida; Parameciidae
Exons: 2
Molecular function (GO): DNA binding, bending
Source: RefSeq, a predicted model, not a curated record
AUGGACUAAAUAUCAGAUGAAGCAAUCAAUGCCAUGCCAAAGAAACCACAAAAUGCUUACAUGUUAUUCAGAGCAGAUACAUAUGAUGACCUUAAGAAAAAGAACCAAGAUAAAAGUAUGACUGAAUUGACUACAAUGAUAUCUGCCUUGUGGGGAGAGUUGGACGACAAGAAGAAGGAAAAAUACAACAAAGAUUAUGACAAGGCUACUGAGUAAUACAAGACUGAUUAUGCUGGCUGGUUGAAGAAGUUCAAGUUGGAUGAAGAUAAAGUAAAGAAGUUUCUCAAGGACAAUAAAUAAGCUAAAAAGAGGAAUAAGAAGGGUUCCAAGAAGGUUACCAAGGCUUCAAAGAAUGAAGACGAAAGUGACGAUGAAGAUGAACAGAAAAUUUAGUCAUUAAAAAAUAAGAACUAAAAGAAACAAUAAGAAUAGAAGGAGUAGAUUGUAUAAAAGAACACUAAAGACAAUAAGGAAUAAUAGAAACCUAAGGUUAAUCCAUAGUAAUAGAAGGAGAAGAAAGAAAACAAGAAAAAGUGA